AUGGCUCAAGUCACGGCUCAGCGCCAGAUAGUGGCCACCAAACCCAAGUUGACUCAAAAGCAGAGUACUGAGACAGUUCAAGUCAUGCUAUACACCUCGUGUACUGACAAGCCGUGCAGAAGUAUCUUUCCCGCUUUGGCAUUUGAUGUAGUCGAACUCGCCGAAGAUGAUGAAUUCUACACCUUUGAGAACCUCAUGAAUGGCAAACACCCCCGUCGAGAGCAGCCACCUUCACCGUCCAGCACUUCGGCAAGAUCAUCAGAGCCUAAAAUUCCGAAGAUUCCAUUGCUCAAGAGAGGUCGAAGCAUCCGUGCAGACCAGUUCCUCGAUGCUCUUAACACAGCGUUUGAAGCAUUGCACCGAGGCACAUUGCAUGCCCUGCGAAUCCCUUUCAUGGGUGAUCCUGAUGUCAACGCAGACUCUCUCGAACUGUGGUCAUUCCGUAUCAUCUACAAGCAAUCUCCAGAGGGUGGACGUGAAGUUCAAGGACUCGAAGCCAACCUCGGUAACGAAGAAACGUUCGAUCCGAGUCUUUGUGUCAGCGAUUUAUUGCUCAGAGUGGAAGAGCAAUGCAAAACACUCCCACAAUUACCUGACGACCGCUAUAUUCAACCCAGUAUCUUGUACAAAGACAACGGAUGGGAGCCGAAAGGCUACGUAAAAACUCAAUCUCAGCAGUCCGUUGAGGGAUUUGCCGGCUGGCAACCAUAUAAGGCAGAUCUAGGCAUCAUCAGUGGUCUUCAUCACGAUCUCGCCCUCCGCGUCUCGGCCCUCAAACAUGAGCAUUCGAGCACAAGACGGAUUUCCCAGGAUCUCCAAUCUCGCAAGUCUGGUGCGAACAGAGAAUCACAGCUUGACAGCAGUCCCGCCGCCCUCGCUGGGGGCGAUUCUCCUAUUCAAACAAGGACCACCUCUCCAACUUCACGUAGAAGGACCUCUGCCGAUUCAGCUAUACCAGAAACUCCUCGGCAUCUUGGUCAGCCCGACAAAGACAGAGUAUCUCCUGCAGAUUCCCACGCUCUCACAGAAGCCACAAACAACCACGUUCUUAAUGCGGCUGGGCUUCUCAGACCGAACGUAUUGCAGAGUCGAACUGCAAGACCUGCCACCUCAGAGCAAUUACAACAACAUGAUUACUCCAGUGCAUCGCAGAUUGAAGACGAUAUAAGACGCAGAAAUUCACUGGAAAACAUGGUAAGUCCUUCAUCGUCCAGGACUUGUCACAAAACUUACAAGCUGUUCAGUUGA
This is a messenger RNA of Aureobasidium melanogenum CBS 110374, 1248 nucleotides long. RefSeq lists its product as uncharacterized. Bases 1 to 1248 code for a protein of 415 amino acids. The transcript has 5 exons. NCBI's taxonomy places the organism in Eukaryota, Fungi, Ascomycota, Dothideomycetes, Dothideales, Saccotheciaceae. The record is from RefSeq and is a predicted model, not a curated record.